Messenger RNA from Theileria parva strain Muguga, 2083 nucleotides. Its product is annotated as putative integral membrane protein. The coding region runs from base 71 to 1915 and encodes 614 amino acids. The transcript has 3 exons. Lineage: Eukaryota; Apicomplexa; Aconoidasida; Piroplasmida; Theileriidae. The record is from RefSeq and is a predicted model, not a curated record.
UAUCAUGUGUAAUAUAUAAUUUUUAUAUUAAUUUUUUUCCUUUUCUUUUAUUAUUUAUCGUUUUCUAGACAUGCCGGACGAUCCUAAUAGUAAGCAGUCAAAGUUAUUGAGAUUUUCAAAGCUUAACUGCCUCUGGAAUCCAGAGGAAUCGAAAAAUCCCAAACUGUACGAUAGCUAUUCUUAUUUGGAUUUACACCUAAACCAAUUUCUAUCCAAUAUAACUGAAGACUACUCUUUUUUACCAAAUACUAUAUACAAACCAUCAAUCCACGUUUUUAUUAAUAACCGACUAGUAUACAAAACAAAGAUUUUAGAUUAUAAUAAUGAUUUAUUUGAUGAAUCUAUAAGAUUAAAGAUAUAUUCUCCAAAUACUACUGUAACACUUAAACUAUUUGAAUAUGAACAGUUUAAUACUACAAAUAGUGAUGAACUUAAUUUAAAACCUUCGCUAUAUUCCGAAAGGACAGAUUUACACCUUGUUUCAUGGGUGGAUUUGGAUAUUAGCCUCUUAAUUCCUGAGAGGGAUUAUAAAAUAAUUUGCUCAUUUAAGUCAAAUCCAGCCUUUAAUAGUUAUAAUCCUGGCGGUAUUUUAUAUUAUCCAACAGAGUCCAACAGGCCUUCAAUUUUAUUUAAAAGAGUUUGUGCAUCUUGUAAAGUCUGUUCACUAUUAUCUCACCUCUCAGUUGGUGACGAUGAUCAGUAUAAUACCAUAUUUAAAUACUUUGAUCACAAAUUUCAGGACUCAAAAUUUGACAACUCCGAUACCAAAGAUGAGUUAAAGAAUAAGGAAAAAUCAAGUGAUGAUGAGGAUUUAGAUGUUGUGGAGAUUAUAGAUAUGUCCUCACUAACUAAAAGGUCUAGAAAAGAGUCCUGCAAAUGCCUACAACUUAGGUAUAUACCACUAACUUUUAAGAAAAAAUUUGAAGUAUGCUUAAAAUGCCACGAUUAUGAAGUGUGCUGUGAUCACACACUAAGUAACUAUUACUUGUCGGUUAACUUUAAACUUAUCCCAUCAAGUGAUAAAAUCGAUUUUUCUACUGAACUUUUCUCCUGUUUACUCACGUCAAAACAGUCGAAACCCAAAUUUGAAGAUUUAGCAUCAAUCUUCGAACUUCUAUACCAAAAAUAUUAUUCUUUCGAGCUACUCUUCAAUCACGUAAACUGUAGUAAAGAGAAGGCGUUGUUAUUUUUUAAAAUUUCACUUCUAACCUUGGUUUUGGGUUCAAUUUUUGACAGAUUCCUAACAGUUUUCUUAUUUCUAAUGUCGGCCUUUUUCUUUGUCCUAAGAAUAACCUCAACAACCCAGUUUAAAAAAGACCAUGGAGAUAUAUUAUAUACUAGCAAGAAUUUAUAUUCACUGGAUCAAGGAGUUAGUAACUUAGUGAUGAAGUAUAUAGAAGAAGAUAUUAAGGAGAAACCCUUAAUAGUGAAUGGAAAAGUAUUUACAGUAGAUAAAAAGGCAGUAGAAAGGAAUAAUCUUAAUAUACCAGAACACCAAAUAGUUGACAAAACUAAAGUAUAUACAAAACCUUAUUCCUCAUAUAAAAGGUCAGAACAUAUAGCACUCAAGACUAUAUUUUACGCAAUUUCAGAAAGUAUACCCAAGAUAGUUAAAGUUGUUCUAUUAAAAAUAGAUGAAGUUUGUGAGCAUUUAAUAGUAUUUUUGAAUGGUGUGCUGGCUUUAACAAGGCUAUAUGGUCUAGAAUUAUCAUCCAUAUGUUUCUUUCUAGGGGCUACUUCACUGAAAUUCUAUAAACUUUACACUUUCAUUGUUAAGUUUUCGUUACUGCUGUUAUUAGUUGGAUCACUCGGGCAAGAUGUUAGUCAUGUAAAAUAUGCCACUAGAUUCUUAAGGAAUCUCUUUGUAUAUUUAGUACUAAGGGUUUAUAGAAAAGAGUGGUUUCUAAACACCUAAUCACAUUUAAUACCAAUUAAUUUAAUAAUAGUGAAAUAAACAUAAUAUUAGUGAAAUAAAUGCCAUGUUGGUUGUGUAUUUGGUAAAAUAUUAUUUCUUCUUUUGAGCUAAGUGUUCAAUAAAGAGUAAAUUUAGUUUAGUGGGAUCGGAAUCAUCUUUAAUAAUUUG